Molecule: messenger RNA, 5110 nt
Organism: Raphanus sativus (radish)
Lineage: Eukaryota; Viridiplantae; Streptophyta; Magnoliopsida; Brassicales; Brassicaceae
Product: protein TIME FOR COFFEE
Exons: 12
Coding region: 34-4797 (1587 amino acids)
Biological process (GO): regulation of circadian rhythm
Cellular component (GO): nucleus
Source: RefSeq, a predicted model, not a curated record
CUUUUAUUAUGAGGAGCACAAAUAAAGGAGAUAAUGGGAAGCAAGUAUAGAGAUAGAGAGAACGAAGAAAGAAAGAGAGACAAGGAAGCAGCGGAGAUGGAUAGAAAUAGGGAAGCUAGAAGACUACCCAUGGCGGCUGCCGGAAAUGGCUUGUCACGGCGGAGGCAUAGAGCCGGAAGCUUUAGAGAUUCUCCAGAGGAGGAUGUUCCGGUGGAGUUACCGGAGGCGGCGAGGCUGAGAGAUCGUACGAAGAAGGAACGAGAUCGGGAGCGUGACAGAGACCGUGAGAGGGAAAGAGAACGGGAUAACAGAGAGCGAGAUCGGUUACAUAGCCGGAGCAAACGACGGAGAGGAGAACGUUUAGUGAUGGUUCACGGUAAUUUAGACGACGGUGGUGACGACAGCUCGGAAGAGAGUGUCAACGACGAUGAAGAAUAUGACGACGGCGGCGGCGGAGGACCACCACCGUCCUCGUUAAAGAUGCUUCCUCCCUCUAGUAACAUCUCCUCCGCCGCCGCUUCUUUCUCGUCGUCUCUUUCGAAUCACCACAGCCACCACCACCACCACCACAGCCAUAACCACCAGAGAAAAAACUUCCCUCCUCCGACGACGUCGACGUCGAAAGUUUUCAGAUCGCCUCCUGCUCCGGCGCCGGUCGUCUCGUCGUGGAAGGCCGCCGAUGAGAUGAUCGGCGUAGCCGUUCCUAGAAAAGCUCGGUCAGCCUGUACGAAGAGGCCGCAUGAAUCGUGGGCGUCAAGUGCUACCGGCGGUGGUGUAUUCGCUUCCGGAGAGCAAAUCCACCGCCAAGUGUCUCCGGCUUCUAAUUUAGCCUCUCCCUCUCCUCCUGCUCCUACAUCUCCCUCUUCAUCUAACGUCUCUGCACGGAAAAAGAUGCCGUUGGGGACGAAACAAAAGCCGCUCCCGCCGAAGUCAUCGUCGGGGAAGUUAUCAUCGUCCUCUCCCGUGGCGGCGGUUCAAGACGAGAUCGAGAUAGAGAUUGCAGAGGUGCUGUACGGAAUGAUGCGGAUGCCUCUAGCGGCUGCGUCGAAACAAGAGCCUUCCGGUGGUGAGGAAGAUGCGAAAGCAGCGGCGGACGUCAAAUCUAGAGCUUCUUCACCGAUCUCUAAUUCUCAAGGUGUUCUUCAGUCUUCCACCGUCACACUUGGUGCGAAUUCGAGCUCCUCUAAUGUUAACGCCAUUGUUCCUAAAAGAAAGAAGCCGAGGAUUAUCAAAUACGACGACGAGAACAGUUCGAGUUUACCGUCACGCGCCGUUAAAUCGGAAGCUGAAGCUCCGUUGAAAAGUCAAGUUCCGUUGGGUGAUCAGCUGAAGAGAUCGGGAUCCGGCGAAGAAAAAAACAGCGCUGUGUUGGAUUCGACCAAUCCACAGGGUAAAGAAAGCGACGCGUUGUUAGAUUCGAGAUCAGCUGAGAAGAAAGAAACUAAUCCGCCGAAAGAGGAAACAGUAUCGCCAAAAGUGGAAACUUCCCCAGGAAUUAGAUCCGAUGGUGAUGGGGCUAAAAUAAGUUCGCCGGAGAAAGAGAAAAAGUUUGAGAUAGAUCUGAUGGCGCCACCUCCGGUUAGAUCGACAUCGGAGAGAGGCGGUGAGAUGGAAUGCGUGGCUGCAGAAGCUAGCCCUAAAGUCACGGAAGUGGAAACGGAAGCAAAGCCUUUGCUAAAGGAGGACGGAGGUAAUGCGACGAUUAUUGAGUCUGAGGAGAAGAAGAGACCUAGAGCAGUGGCUGAAACCGAGCCUCGUAAGUCAGAGAGGAGUUGUGAGCUUAAACUCGACUUGGAGAAAUCUGAUCAUGUGGGUGUAGUAAACAAGCAUCAUGUUCAGAAACAGCCACCACCCCCUCCACCACAACAACUAUCUGUUCAAGAUAAAACAGCUCAAGCUACCCCUAUGCCUAUGCAUAUGUCAAUGCCUGGCUGGCCUGGAGGUCUUCCUACAAUGGGAUACAUGCCGCCUACACAAGGAGCUGUGCCCACGGAUACUAGCUCCUUAUCAUCUGCGGCAAUGCAGCCCCCGCAUUUACUUUUUAAUCAACCGAGGCCUAAGAGAUGUGCAACCCACUGCUAUAUCGCUCGUAACAUUCAGUCCCAUCAGCAAUUUACAAAGAUGAAUCCGUUCUGGCCUGCAGCAGCAGGCUCAGCUCCAUUGUACGGGACCAAGGCCUGCAAUCUCAGCCUCAUGCCUCCCACAGAACUGCAGGGGACUGUUUUGGGAAGAAGUUCCCAUCCUGUUCCAGAUGUGAACUCUCAAUCUACUUCCAAAAGCUCAGAUACAGCUCAGAGAAGUCAAAUAUUGCUCCAACAAGCUCUGCCACCUAAUAACAUGAUGCAUGGUCCGACAUUCAUUAUCCCCAUGGGCCAACAACCUCAUGCAGCUCCUGCAUCUGUAAGACCUCCUAAUAGUUCCAACACAACUUCUUCUGGUGCGGCAGCCACUGCAAACUCCAUGAAUGGCUCUGCAUCAGCUACUCCAGCUGGUGCCCCAACAAUGACCUUCAGUUAUCCAGGCAUGCCAGGCAACGAAACGCAGUACCUGGCAAUUUUGCAGAAUAAUGGCUAUCCGUUUCCAGUCCCAGCACAUGUUGGUGCACCACCUGCUUAUAGAGGAGCUCCGGGACAGCCGAUGCCAUUUUUUAAUGGUUCGUUCUAUUCCUCCCAAAUGAUCCAGCCUCCGUUUUCUCAGCCACAGAAGCAACAACAGCAAUCGCAGCAGCAGCAAGCUGGUCAAAUGCCCCAGAGCCAUUCUCCAAGCAACCAGAACGGAACUGUUUCCACUAGUUCCUCUGCAGCUCAAAAGCAUCUGCAGAACCAACAGCUGAGGCCGCCGUUAAAUCAUGGGAACUCCCAAGGAUUUCCAACUCACAAAGUCCAGUCUCAGCCUCUGAAUUUUCAGCAGAGGCAUCAACCGAGAGAAAAUACGACUCAACAUAGCGAGACUGUUGGAGAAGAUAGCCCAUCAACUGCUGAUAGCCGGUCUUCUCGUUCCAGUAUUGCGUAUGGCCAGAACUAUGGUAUGCAGAUGCAGCCAACAAACUUGGGUUUGAUGAGUUCAGCAACCCCGGGAGGUGGAGUGGUCGUAUCUUCGAGCAAACAUGGUGAAAAGAAAUCACAGCAGCAGGGUUCAAAGGCUGGUAUGGAAUCGUUUCAGUCCCAGGGUUAUGCUAUGACCUUUGCGACAUUCAAUGGGGCUAGUAGUGCUCCUUCUCUGAACAUGUCAUCAAUUCCUCAGAAUCACCCUAUGUUCCACUCUAUGCCGGAAGCAGCAAGGCAAGGUUAUCAAAUGAUGGCAGCGAAUGUUGCCGCAGCUCAAGCAGCUCAACAGAAAAUGAACUACGGUGCUCCUUCAGAUGAUGGAAAAUCUGGGUCUAAUGCUACUGCUAGUACGAUGGAAGAACAGAGGAAGACAGGAGGAGGAGCAACAGGGAAAACGAGUGGUGUGAAUGGUGGGCAGUCGAUUGCUUUCUCAAACAAACACGACCUGGCUGAUGCAUCUGUUUCUGCUGUACCGAGUGGUAGCAUCGUUGAUACAUCCCGUUUGCUCAACCUUGGUUCUGCUUUGCCACAGAGUUCCAGUUCUAUGACGAAUUCCCAUCAGCAGCAGCUUAUGCAACAGCAGCAGCUUAUGCAACAACAGCAGCAGCAGCAUAUGCAACGGAAUCAGUCGCAGCAACCUUAUCCCACCAUGUAUCUCCAGAAGCAGCAACGGUAUGCAACAUCAGUGGCUGCAUCUGCUGCUAGAACCAAAGGGUCGGUAGCGAAUAAUGGGAGUGGUUUCCCGGAUCACAGUAUCACCGUAUCGCCCGCUGGAGCCGCCAAGUUUCAAAAUGCGAACACAGGCUUUCCUCAGAACCUUGUCCAGUCAAGCAGCAAUCAGGUGCAGUCAACUCAGUGGAAAAACAAUUCACCAAGGACAACAAACACUGCCCAAGCUCAGUCUCCUUCCAUACUGUCCCCAUCAUCUUCUGCUGCCGCUGCAUCUGCAUCGUCCCUAAGAAACGUCUCGCAUAAACAACAAAGCCGUCCUCAGCAAUCGCAGAUAUCUUUUGCGGCAAACUCGAAACCAAUGGCUUCUGGUUCACCAAUGCAACAGAUGCAAGGAGGUGCCAACAAUCGAGCUCCGUCUCCUCCAGUUUUAGUUGGAUCACCUUCUACGUCUUCGGUCUCCAAAAAUGCCAGCGGAAGUCCAAGAACAACUGCUUCCGCUUCCUCUGCGGUGAACAAAGCCGGACAAGCUUCCUCUACUACUCACUCAUCAUCUCAGCCGUCCAAGAACUUACAGUCUGCAUCUGUGGCGUCAUCUACGGGUGGAAGGAAUAAUGGUCCUUCAGUUCUCGGAAACCCCACCACCAGCUCUGGAUCCAAGUCCCAUCAACAGCAACAGUUGUCAAAGCAUGGGUUGCAGCAGCAAGCCCAGCAGCUCUUCUUUUCGAAUCCUUACUCGCAAUCUCAACAUCAACAGCAGCAGAUUACUAUAUCUCCUUCCGGAAGUUAUUACAUUCAAAGACAUCAGCAACAACCAGGUUCAACAGCUGCUGCUGGCGCCUCAUGUACUCCUGUCACCCUCUCCAGCUGCACAACAGGAACCGUAACUGCCACUUCAGAUCCAGCAAAAGCCAUCGCAGCUGCAGCAGCAGCAGCAGCGAAUAACUUGAAAGGAGGAGGUGGUGGAAUGGGGAAGGCGCAGCAACAUCAGUUGGGGCCUCCAGGGUUCACGUAUGUACACGCGGUUCCCUCUGCGGUUCAGGUUAAACCCGCAGAUCAGAAGCAACAAGCGGGUGAGUGAAAGAACCCCCCUAAACCCCAUUUUUAUAACUUAAAAAGCAAAAAAAAAAAAACAGUGAAUGGUUGGGAAAGUUGCGGUUUAUAGCUUGUGCUGGCGGACACGAAAGAUUUUAAAGUCGGAAGAAAGGAGAAGGGACAAAGCCACACAAGUGUUGACAAUUUUUUUCGGGAGGUGCUUUAAAGCAUUGUGUACAAUUAGUGUUUAUAUUAUUCUGACAGGUUCAGUUCCAAAAACCAAAAAAAAAAAAAAAGCAAAACCACUAAAGUUCUAAUUUUCACAAAAUAUAUUCGUUCUUCUUGAGGAGGUUAGAGUG